CUCCCCACCCCUUUUUUUCUUUUUGGAAAAUAGGAUGUAUUCCGCGGGGACAGAGAGCUUCCUGCGCCAGGCCAGGGAGAUCCAGGAUGAAGAACUGAGAAAAUUCAUUUCACGAAUCACAGGCUUUCUCCAAAAUCAAGACUUCGGAAAUGAAACUGUUCAUAGCUUGCAAAGACUGUUUUUGAUUGUCUCAGCCACUAAAUAUGGACGGAAGAUAGAUGGCAAAUUUCUGGAACUUCUGCAGACAGUGUUGCAUCUGCCAAAGACUCCUGAGCAAGUCCAGUUUCUUUGUGCUGCCAUCCUGAGAGAGACGUCGCUUUGUAAUGAUUUAUCUGUGUCUUGGGAUAACAUCCAGGACACCAAGCUCCUGAGCCUUGCCUUCUCCAUCGUGCUAGCCCAGGGCAGUAAAAAGGCAGUGGUGGAAGCUUUUGGGCAGCGUGUGGUGAAAUUCCUGGAAGGCAGGCUUCCUGAAGGUCAAAAUGCACGGCACCUUCUCCCCCUCCUGUCAAAAAUCAUCAGCUUUGUACCGAUGAGCCUUAGUGAAGAUCAGAUCAAUCUGCUCAGCAAAAGGAUGGUGGACUGGCUGAGGUAUGCCAGCGUCCAGCAAGGAGCCCCCCAUUCCUCUGGAGGCUUCUUCAACCCUCGAGCAAGACAGCCUGGCCCCAUCAUGGAGGUGGACGGCACGGCCACCACCGACUUCUUCACUGUGCUCUCAGUCGGCCAGUAUUACACAGAGGACCAGUGGUUCAACAUGCAGACUUUCUCCAUGUUGCGGAAGUGGCUGUUGUGCUACGGGAGCAAUGGGGCAAGCAGUCCAAAUUCAGACGAUAAGUCAGAGGUGGACGGCUCGGUCAUGUCCAUGGUCUCCGUCACCUCCACCUCCAGCCGCCUGCUCCCCCCCAAGGAGCGCUUGCGGGAAAAGGCCUUUGAGUACUGCCAGCGGCUUCUAGAGCAAAGCAACCGCCGGGCUCUGAAGAAAGCCGACGGGGAUCUUCAGAAAGCCUGCCUUAUUGAAGCCAUCACCAUCAUGGAUAUCAUUUGCAGACAGGACUCUUCCUACGUCUACCGCUCACUCUCCUGCCUGAAGAACUUGCAUAGCCGGAUCAGCGGGGACCUGUCUUAUGCCAGGGUGCUGCUGCCCAUUGCCCAGUUCUUCCUGAACCACAGUGAGACGGCGGCUGUGGACUCCGAAGCUGUUUACAGGCACCUGUUCACCAAAGUUCCCGCUCAGCUUUUCCACAGCCCGAUGCUGGCCUUUGAGUUUAUCCAGUUCUGCAGGCACAACACCCGGUUCUUCACCGAGAACCUCAGCAUCUUCCGACAGAACUUCCCAAACCUAUUCAAGUUUCUGGCAUGGAACAGCCCAGCCCUUGUUGCCGAUUAUAUGGACCUUCUGCCAGCCCUGCUUGGGACCGACACGGCCGUGGAAGUCUUCCACCUGCUUCUCGACUUGCCUUGUGUGGCAGCGGCGCUGGAUGUCCAGCUGAGGUCUGCCCUGACUCCCCUGCCUGAGAGGACACCUGUGGACUCCGCUGUGAAGCCAGCCACCUGCCUGGAAGCUUACCGCCACCCGGACUACAGAGCCCUCUUCCAGUAUCUCCUUCGGGUCGAGUCGGCUCCUGGAGACCCUGGCAGGUUGACUCCCAUCCGCCAACUUCUGGGAUCCAUGGCCAGUUCCCCUCGCGUGGUGCAGUGUGCGGAGAGCGUCCCUGUCUUACUGCAGCUCUACUUUGGAGUCGUAGCCGAGUUUGCAGAUGGGGCUCUUGCAAACAAGCUGGUCCUGGCAAUCCUGGAGAGGAGUGACCAGCUUUAUGGAAUCCCGGCUUUCAAGGCAGAGGUGUUCAGGGUGAUGAGCUCCCAGCUGUCGGUUCUGUGCAAGCUGCACCCUUCGCUGGUGGUGGAGCUGUCCCAACAGCUUCUGGAGUUUUCGGGAACGGUCACCAACAUUCAGACCAAAGAGGACCUAUACACUGACGUGGUGUGGACCAUUGGCGAGUACGCGUCCGUGUCGCACGACAAGCGGUGCACGGUGGAGCAGAUCAACAGGUUCUUUGAAGUCCUUGAGGCCAUGCUCUUUGAGAUCACUCAGCUGCGGCCCUUGGCCAGCAUCCCCAAAUACUCUCCUCGCGCCAUUGCCGUCCUCAUGACUGCGCUCACCAAGCUGGCAUCUCGCAGCCAGGACUUGAUUCCAAGGGUGUCCCUCUUCCUGUCCAAGAUGCGGACCUUCAUCCAGAACCCGGCCAUCUCCUCCACCUACAGCCCCGAGGACGCCGAGGCCAUCCUGACCCGGGCCACGGAGCUGAUGAACUUGCUGAAGAUGCCCAGUGUGGCUCAGUUUGUCCUGACCCCAUCCCCUGAGGUCUCGAGCCCCCGGUUCCACCGCGACACAAACGUUUCCUUGCCGCUGGCCAUGAAGGCAGCCAGCCAGAUCCUGGAGAGGGGAGCAAGCUCCAUUCCUGGAUGAGUCCUUCAGAUGGAAACGUAUCAUCAAGGGCUGUUGGCUGUGGGGGGCUGC
Messenger RNA from Lacerta agilis (Sand lizard), 2515 nucleotides. It is a transcript of the gene AP5Z1, whose product is annotated as adaptor related protein complex 5 subunit zeta 1. Gene Ontology annotation, cellular component: AP-5 adaptor complex. The record is from RefSeq and is a predicted model, not a curated record. Lineage: Eukaryota; Metazoa; Chordata; Lepidosauria; Squamata; Lacertidae. The transcript is spliced from 17 exons. The coding region runs from base 35 to 2464 and encodes 809 amino acids.